AAUCCCCAUGACUCGUGGGAAACAUUGGACAAACUUGUAAUAAUGAUUGAAAGCUCUCCGUUAUGUAAAGAAAUUUCCCCCAACAAAAUUUUCAGUGAUUGAGAUUCGAGGAAGAUGAGUAAGAAGAAGGUCCUCAUAGUCGGAGGCACUGGAUAUUUGGGUCAGCAUCUAUUACAGGGCUAUGCAGAUAUCACUGGAAGACCAUAUGAUCUGGCAUUCACCCACCGCUCCUCUCCACCACCUCAAGUUUUGUUGGACGCCAUUUCUGGUUCACUUGCUUUCCCUGUAGAUUUGAAAUCGGGAAGCGGAUUCGAAGCCAUUUCAAAGACAUUUGGUCAGCCUGAUGUGGUUGUCAACUGUGCUGCCAUCUCAGUGCCUCGUGCAUGUGAACAUGAUGCUGAUGCUGCUCUUGCCAUCAACGUGCCAUCAUCUCUUGUUAAAUGGUUGCAGCGCUUUAACGAGAAAAGUACACUUCUCAUUCAUUUGUCCACCGAUCAAGUUUAUGAAGGGGAGAAGUCCUUUUACAAGGAGGAUGACGUUGCUGUUCCAGUAAAUGUUUAUGGAAAAACUAAAGUGGAAGCAGAAAAAUUCAUCAUAGAACAGUGUUCCAACUUUGCUAUUUUGAGAAGCAGUAUCAUCUAUGGGCCACAGACGAUCUCACCAGUUCCAAAAUCUCUUCCUAUUCAGUGGAUGGAUGGUGUCCUGUCCAAAGGAGAGAAAGUGAAUUUCUUUCAUGAUGAGUUCCGUUGUCCCAUCUAUGUUAAGGAUCUCGUGGCUAUUGUUCUAGCUCUGACAAACCAAUGGAUAUCAGAGGGCAAGCAAAUGCAACUGGUACUUAAUGCUGGUGGGCCUGAUAGGGUAUCACGUGUUCAAAUGGCUGAGGCUGUCGCACAAUUUAGGGGAUAUGACACCUCAUUACUCCAACCAGUGUCUGCAUCGUCGGUUGAUCGUGGAGUCAGGUCCCCAGCUGACAUAUCCAUGGAUAUAAGUAGAUUGGUCCAGACCCUGAAAAUUCAUCCAAUUCCGUUCGAAGAAGGGGUUAGAUUGACACUUGCGUCUGAAGCUAAAUAGGGAAGCAAAAGAGGUGUCAAAUGUUGCUACAUGGUUAGCAUGAGUGGGGCGUUACCCUUCUAUAGAAAUGAACAAAGGCUAAUCUAUCUAUUAUUCGUAUCAUUUGUGGAUCUGUAAGGGGAAAAAAAAAUGCUGAUAUCAAUUAUUAAAUUACAAAAUAAAUUUUGAGCGGGCCGUUUUUUA
Neltuma alba is the source of this 1254-nucleotide messenger RNA. RefSeq names its product methionine adenosyltransferase 2 subunit beta-like. The coding region runs from base 115 to 1071 and encodes 318 amino acids. The record is from RefSeq and is a predicted model, not a curated record. The transcript has 6 exons. NCBI's taxonomy places the organism in Eukaryota, Viridiplantae, Streptophyta, Magnoliopsida, Fabales, Fabaceae.